Messenger RNA from Zingiber officinale, 396 nucleotides. RefSeq names its product probable histone H2AXa. The record is from RefSeq and is a predicted model, not a curated record. The transcript is spliced from 3 exons. Lineage: Eukaryota; Viridiplantae; Streptophyta; Magnoliopsida; Zingiberales; Zingiberaceae. Gene Ontology annotation, molecular function: DNA binding; protein heterodimerization activity; structural constituent of chromatin. Gene Ontology annotation, cellular component: nucleosome. Bases 1 to 396 code for a protein of 131 amino acids.
AUGAGGAACCUGUGCGACGCGAUGAGUUCGACGGUAGCGGGGGCGGUGAUGACUAAGGGUGGCUACGGCAAGUCCAAGGGGACGAAGGAUGUUUGUCCAUCGCAGAAGGCAGCUCCUAGUUCUCAGUGGGUUGUAUCACUCACUACCUUAAGGUGGGACGAUAUGCUCAACGCGUUGUUGAUUGGAAACACCGCUAGCGAUAACAAGAAGAACCAUAUCAUUCACUUGGCCAUGAAGAAUGAUGAGGAGCUUGGCAAGCUCCUAGCCAGCGCGACGAUUUCCAAUGGUGGGGUUGUGCCCGAUAUCCACCCGACUUCAUUGCCCAAGAAGCAAGGUGGAGAGCGAAGGGUAGCUUUACCUGAUAUCUUCAUUGAAUUUAUGAUCCUUGUUCCUUGA